Molecule: messenger RNA, 612 nt
Organism: Protobothrops mucrosquamatus (brown spotted pit viper)
Lineage: Eukaryota; Metazoa; Chordata; Lepidosauria; Squamata; Viperidae
Product: leucine-rich repeat transmembrane protein FLRT1-like
Exons: 2
Cellular component (GO): plasma membrane
Molecular function (GO): protein binding
Source: RefSeq, a predicted model, not a curated record
CCAGAUGAGAUCUUCCGUGGAUUGAGAAACGUGAAGCAGCUGAAGAUGGCCUCCAACCACCUGAAGGCCCUCCCGCCUUUGGGGCCCAUGGGGCUGCUCAAGGAGCUGGACCUCAGCAGGAACAAGAUCUCCUCCCUGGAGAAUUUGGAAGCCGCUUCCCUCCCGUCCCUGACCACGCUCAAGCUUCAAGGGAACCUUCUGGAGACCAUCCCCACGGGCCACUUCGACCCCCUGGGGAAGCUCACGGCCCUGCAUCUUGGGGACAACCCGUGGAGGUGUGACUGCCGCCUCCUCUAUCUUCAUCAGUGGAUACACAAUAACGCCAAAAUAAUAAAGGACGCCAGGAAGAUCAUCUGUAGGAGCCCCGAAGACCUGGCUGGGAAAGCAGUAAGCUCACUGUCAGAAGACCAGCUGCUCUGUUUAACAACAACCGCACCCAUUCAGCACCAGGCCUGGGGUCUCCUGCUGAGCUCCGACUACCGGUAUUGCCCAGUGUUCCUCCUGCUGUAUCUCUCCAUGCUCUCCGUGAGCAUCUUCUGCGCGGCCGUCUUGGGGCGCCUGGCAUACGCCCUCCACAAAGCCACGGAGCCGGUCCAGCUGCCUUGCAGGCCA